AUGUGGCUACCCUUUGCUAUAUUGUUUUUGUGCAUGUUGCAGUUGGCUGUUUGUGCUGAAGAUUUCUAUAAGCUUCUGGGUAUAGACAAGCAAGCUUCAGAACGAGAUAUCAAGCGCGCAUAUCGGACUUUGAGCAAGAAGUAUCACCCAGAUAAGAAUCCAGGUGAUGAAUCAUCCAAGCAAAAGUUCGUCGAAAUCGCCGAAGCCUACGAAGCUUUGUCUACACCCGAAACCCGCAAAAUCUAUGAUCAAUAUGGUCAUGAGGGAUUGAAGCAGAGACAGCAAGGAGGAGGAGGUGGCGGACACCAUGAUCCAUUCGAUUUAUUCUCGCGAUUCUUUGGCGGAGGAGGACAUUUCGGACAUCAACCGGGCCAAAGACGAGGACCAGAUAUGGAAGUACGAGUCGGCAUACCCCUUCGCGAUUUCUACAAUGGACACACCACCGAAUUUCAACUCGAGAAACAGAUGAUUUGCGAAGAGUGUGAAGGAUCCGGAUCCGCAGACGGCCAAGUCGAUACCUGUAACGCAUGUCACGGGCACGGAGUGCAAGUAAAGAAACAUCAACUGGCCCCCGGAAUCUUCCAACAAGUCCAAGUAAAAUGCGAACACUGCGACGGCAAAGGCAAAACUAUCAAACACAAAUGUCCUCUCUGUUCCGGCUCACGCGUCAUCCGCAAACUGCAAACAUACCAACUAAUAAUCGAGCGCGGCGCCCCCAAAGGCCAAACCAUCAACUACGAGAACGAAGCCGACGAAUCGCCCGACUGGGUGGCCGGUGACUUGCACGUCACAUUAGUGGAAAAGGAAGCGAAUCUAGAAGAAGACAACGAGCUAAAAGUCGACGGGACAUUCUUCCGUCGCAAAGGCAAUGAUUUGCAUUGGCGAGAAAUGCUUUCACUAAGAGAAGCGUGGAUGGGAUCCUGGACGCGAAAUUUGACGCAUUUGGAUGGACACAUUGUGCAGAUAUCGCGCGAACGGGGACAAGCGAUUCAGCCGGGACACGUGGAACAUGUGAAAGGAGAGGGAAUGCCCAAGUGGCAUGAGGAUGGCGAUAGCGCGUAUCAUACGACGGAAUUUGGCGAUUUGGUGGUAGAAUAUACGGUGGUGUUACCGGAUCAGAUGGAGAAGGGUAUGGAGAAGGAUUUUUGGGCGUUGUGGGAAAAGUGGAGGAAGAAGAAUGGUGUGGAUUUACAAAAGGAUAGUGGAAGGCCGGAAACAGUUGUUGGAGCUGGGGCUGGGGGGAAGGAUGAACUGUGA
Sclerotinia borealis F-4128 is the source of this 1257-nucleotide messenger RNA. The record is from the annotation of a GenBank genome assembly. NCBI's taxonomy places the organism in Eukaryota, Fungi, Ascomycota, Leotiomycetes, Helotiales, Sclerotiniaceae.